GGCGGGCUGGAGGACGCGGAGCUGCGGGAGGCGCAACGCGAUUACCUCGAUUUUCUGGACGAUGAGGAAGAUCAAGGGAUUUAUCACAGCAAAGUCCGGGACAUGAUCAGCGACAACCAGUAUCGCCUCCUCGUCAGCAUCAACGACCUGCGGCGGAAGAACGAGAAGAGGGCCAACCGGCUCUUGAGCAAUGCCUUUGAGGAGCUGAUCGCCUUCCAGCGUGCCCUGAAGGACUUCGUCGCCUCUGUUGAUGCCACCUAUGCCAAGCAGUACGAGGACUUCUACAUUGGGCUGGAGGGCAGCUUCGGCUCCAAGCAUGUGUCGCCACGGACGCUGACGGCCUGUUUCCUCAGCUGCAUUGUCUGUGUGGAGGGCAUCGUGACGAAAUGCUCUCUGGUUCGUCCAAAGAUUGUCCGGAGUGUCCAUUAUUGCCCAGCUACCAAGAAGACUAUUGAGCGCCGAUACACGGACAUGACCUCCCUGGAUGCUUUCCCAUCCAGUUCUGUCUACCCCACGAAGGAUGAAGAGAAUAACCCCCUGGAGACAGAGUUUGGUCUUUCUGUCUACAAGGACCAUCAGACCAUCACCAUUCAGGAGAUGCCUGAGAAGGCACCAGCAGGGCAGCUGCCACGCUCGGUGGAUGUCAUUCUGGAUGAUGACCUGGUGGACAAGGUGAAGCCUGGAGACCGCAUCCAGGUGGUGGGGACGUACCGCUGCCUGCCGGGAAAGAAAGGGGGUUACACUUCGGGGACUUUCAGGACUAUCCUCAUUGCCUGCCACGUGAAGCAAAUGAGCAAAGACGUUCGGCCUCUUUACUCCGCUGCUGAUGUGGCCAAGAUCAAGAGAUUCAGCAAGAGUCGCUCCAAGGAUAUCUUUGACCAGCUGGCUAGAUCACUGGCUCCCAGCAUCCACGGGCACGAGUACAUCAAGAAGGCCCUUCUCUGCAUGCUGCUUGGAGGGGUGGAGAAGGUCCUGGAGAACGGGAGCCGCAUCCGAGGAGACAUCAACAUCUUGCUGAUAGGAGACCCUUCUGUCGCCAAGUCCCAGUUGCUGCGGUACGUGCUCAGCACUGCACCCCGCGCCAUCCCCACCACCGGCAGAGGCUCCUCUGGUGUUGGCCUGACUGCUGCUGUCACCACGGACCAAGAAACCGGCGAACGGCGGCUGGAAGCAGGGGCCAUGGUGUUGGCUGACCGGGGGGUGGUGUGCAUUGACGAAUUCGACAAGAUGUCCGACAUUGACCGCACGGCCAUCCAUGAGGUGAUGGAGCAGGGCCGUGUCACCAUUGCCAAGGCUGGCAUCCAUGCACGCCUCAACUCCCGCUGCAGCGUCCUGGCUGCGGCCAACCCUGUCUAUGGCCGGUAUGACCAGUACAAGACUCCCAUGGAGAACAUUGGCCUGCAGGACUCCUUGCUCUCCCGCUUUGACCUGCUCUUCAUCGUGCUGGACCAGAUGGACCCUGAGCAGGACAGGGAGAUCUCGGACCAUGUCCUGCGGAUGCAUCGCUACCGCAACCCCAAUGAGCAGGAUGGGGACGCCAUGCCCCUGGGCAGUGCUGUGGAGAUCCUGGCUACAGAGGACCCCGACUUCGUGCAGGAGGAGGAACAGGAGCUCCAAGUGUAUGAGAAACAUGAUGACCUCCUGCAUGGGCCAAACCGCCGCAAGGAGAAGAUCGUCAGCAUGGAGUUCAUGAGGAAGUACAUCCACGUAGCAAAGAUGAUUAAGCCCGUCUUGACCCAGGAGUCAGCAAGCUACAUAGCAGAGGAGUACUCCCGCCUGCGGAGCCAGAGCCAGAUGAACUCGGACAUCGCCAGGACCUCCCCUGUUACUGCUCGUACCCUGGAGACCCUGAUCCGCCUCUCCACGGCCCACGCCAAGGCCAGGAUGAAUAAGACAGUCGAUCUGCAAGAUGCCGAGGCGGCUUUGGAGCUGGUGCAGUUCGCCUACUUCAAAAAGGUGCUGGAGAAGGAGAAGAAGCGGAGAAAGCAGGCGGAGGAGGACUCGGAGACUGAGGAGGAGGACCAGGAGUCACAGCCCAAGGAGGAGCGCAGCACAAGGAGGAGAAAGAAGGCACGCACAGGAGGCGAGGGGGACUCCUACGACCCGUAUGACUUCAGUGACGCUGAGGAGGAGAUGCCGGAGGUCCAGGCACACGCUCCCAAGACACCCGAAGCCUCGGCCACUGGCGAAGCGAAGAAGCCGGAGUUGGCUGAGCCGAGGUUGAAAGCGUUCAAGGCUGCCCUCCUGGACGUCUUCAAAGCUUCCCAUGCCCAGUCUGUGGGUCUGAAGAACGUGAUGGAGUCUAUCAACCGUGACAACCCUGAGCCCUUCUCGCUGGCUGAAGUGAAGGUGGCGUUGGCCCACAUGCAAGAUGACAACCAGAUCAUGGUGUCUGAUGACAUUAUCUUCUUAAUCUGA
Charadrius vociferus (killdeer) is the source of this 2418-nucleotide messenger RNA. RefSeq names its product minichromosome maintenance complex component 3 (gene MCM3). Gene Ontology annotation, biological process: DNA strand elongation involved in DNA replication; mitotic DNA replication initiation; DNA replication. NCBI's taxonomy places the organism in Eukaryota, Metazoa, Chordata, Aves, Charadriiformes, Charadriidae. The annotation marks the transcript as partial. The transcript is spliced from 17 exons. Gene Ontology annotation, cellular component: MCM complex; nucleus. Gene Ontology annotation, molecular function: ATP hydrolysis activity; ATP binding; single-stranded DNA binding. The record is from RefSeq and is a predicted model, not a curated record.